CGGCUCGGUCGUAGCUUCGGCUGGUAACCGUCUAACAUUUUAUCACAAAGUCUCACAAACAUGAGCGAUAACGAGAAAGGCUAUGGUCGGGUUAAGAUUGGACGAAGAAAAGGCUGAAGAACCUCUUUAUUAUGAAUAAUAUGAAGCUCAGAUGUGUGAAGCUGAAUUUGUGAAUGCAUGCUAAAUCAUGAGGAGGGAAGAAGUAUGGGCAGUGUGUGAAAAGGGGGAAGUAAGAAGAAUUAAGAAAUUCGAAGAAAGAAGAAUAAUGUGGCGUAAUGAAGUGACAGAAAUAAAGAAGUAAAUGAAGUAAUCUGGAGAAGGUAUAGGGAUAAGUCAUUUUUCUAGUCUGUUUGUCAAAUGCGUGCAUGUUCUUAUCCAAUGAAACACAGUAAUUUAAGUCAUUUACACAACUCAUACUUCCUGUCAUGUUGACAAAUUAAAUUAUACUUUCACAUAUUUGCUGCUUUCAUUAGCAACUAUGUUCCAAAAAGCUUUUAUCUGCCUUCCUUUACUACACUUCUGAACUGUCCCUUUCCACAUUCCUCAGACUAGUCUUAUUCAUAAGUGCACACACAUGUAUAGGUGAGUAUGCCUUGUGGCCGACACUCAUAAGAACUCUGUGUGUAUGUGGUUCGUUCAGGAGUCCCGCUCUGCCUCGCGGAGCGUAUCCCGAGGCUCCCAUGGCUCUGGGAAAUCUGCGAGCCGCUCCCCGGCUCGUUCUAAGGAUGGUUCCCGGCAUUCCCGCUCCAAGUCCCGCUCCCGAUCCAGAUCCAAGUCUGGCUCUCGUCGCGGCUCCAGGCGUCACUACAGCCGCUCUCGCUCCCGUUCACGCUCAUACCGCAGACGCUCCCGCAGCAGGUCCUACAGUGGAGAGAGACGUCAUCGGAGCCACAGCCGCUCUCCUAUGUCCAACCGCCGCAGACACAUCGGCAACAGAGCAAAUCCAGACCCAAACGCCUGUCUGGGAGUGUUCGGCCUCAGCCUGUACACCACUGAGCGGGACUUGAGGGACGUUUUCUCCAAAUAUGGUCCUCUCGCAGACGUCAGUAUUGUGUAUGACCAGCAAUCAAGGCGCUCCAGGGGCUUUGCUUUUGUUUACUUUGAGAACACGGAUGAUGCGAAAGAGGCGAAGGAGAGGGCUAAUGGCAUGGAGCUGGAUGGGCGCAGGAUCAGAGUGGACUUCUCCAUUACAAAAAGGCCACACACCCCAACACCCGGGAUUUACAUGGGCCGUCCUACAUAUGGUGGAGGUGGACCCAGUGGACCUCGGCGUUACUCUCGUGAUUAUGACCGUGGAUAUGAUCGUGGGUAUGACAGAGGAGACAGAGGAGACAGAGGAGGCUAUGAUCGCUAUGACGACAGGGAUUACUACAGAUCAUACAGAAAACGCUCUCCGUCACCCUACUACAGGGGCGCAUACAGGUCCCGGUCCAGGUCUCGAUCCUAUUCUCCACGUCGCUAUUGAAUGAUGUAAUGAAGUUGUCAAGUAUUGUUUGAGUCUGAAGCACAGAAUGAAUCUAGUAUGUUGUGUGUUCAAACAGUUAAUUUUACAGUCUGUCUUAGAUGGUCAUCUAAUGUCCAUGUGCAGUAACUGUAUACAGUAACACUUCAUGUGAGCUGUUAUGUUUUUAUUUUAUUUUAGUUUUUGUAUGCUGUAUGGGUCUUUGAAGAAAUUAAAGGAAGUUGCAUUUUCCAA
Molecule: messenger RNA, 1696 nt
Organism: Periophthalmus magnuspinnatus
Lineage: Eukaryota; Metazoa; Chordata; Actinopteri; Gobiiformes; Gobiidae
Gene: tra2b
Product: transformer 2 beta homolog
Exons: 8
Coding region: 626-1465 (279 amino acids)
Biological process (GO): positive regulation of mRNA splicing, via spliceosome
Cellular component (GO): spliceosomal complex
Molecular function (GO): RNA binding
Source: RefSeq, a predicted model, not a curated record